GACGACACAGUAUACGUCGCGUUUGCGUCAUCAUAUCGUGAACAGCGCUCAAACGGGGAGGACGUGGGAUGAGAGUGUGCAGUGCUUAAUUAGAAACAUUGUUUUAUUAUUUUUUCAAAUGUUUCUAAUAUCGGAAUUAUAAAGUACAAAGUUUAGGAUAGGUUCCUCUCGGGGUCGCCGCCAUCAUGGCGUCGGACGAACAAUUUUCACUAUGUUGGAACAAUUUCCACGCGAAUAUGUCAGCAGGCUUUCACGGCCUGCUGUCGCGUGGAGAUUUAGUAGACGUAACGCUGGCUGCCGAAGGCAGAUUAUUACAGGCACACAAAUUAGUUUUAUCAGUAUGUUCUCCCUAUUUUCAAGAAAUGUUCAAAAUGAACCCAACUCAACAUCCCAUAGUAUUUUUAAAAGAUGUUAGUCAUUCAGCGUUAAGAGACUUAUUACAGUUUAUGUACCAAGGUGAAGUUAAUGUUAAGCAAGAAGAAUUAGCAUCGUUUAUUAGUACCGCGGAACAGCUUCAAGUUAAAGGUCUAACCGGAAAUCAAAAUGAAGAAAGUUCCACGCCAUCCAAACCAAAGCCGACCUCCAGGCCAGGCCCGAGGUCGUCACAACAAAGGCAAUCUGUUAUGACUAAGUUAGAGACUGAUUUAGAUUCUAAGCCCUCCUCCACUCCAGUAGCGGUUAAGCGACCAAAUAGGCCAUCAAUAGCAUCAAAUAAUUCGUCAUCUUCACAAAGUGGACCUGCGAAACGAAAAUGUGUGGACCCAUUAGAAGCCGGACCUUCAGGAUCAGCGAAAGAGGAAUUUGUUACGAUACCUGAUGAGGACGAAAACAACGCUGUGGCACCCAAAAUGGAACCCGAAUUUGUUAACGAAAGUAUGUGGGAUGAUGACGAUGACGGCGCUAACAAUGAGGAAACGAACUUUGGCGAAGAUGACUCUAAUAUGGAAAUGACAGGCUUUGAUGGUUCAACAACAGGCGAUGGCAAUAUAACUGGAGGCGGCGAAGGUGGAGCUGUAGGAGAUGCACAAGCGCGCUUCAUCCGCGCCGGCAAGGGACGUCUGCUCCUCCACCGCGGCUACACUUUCCGUUUGAAGAAUAACUUGGCCCAUGGAAGAAAGCAAUGGUAUUGUUCUUCGCGGCUGACGUCUCGCUGUCUGGCCGACGUGAACACCGAAGGGCCGGAAGGUCACGAGCGCAUCGUGCGCUCUCGUUACGCGCACAACCACGCGCCACCCAACGUGCGGCGCUUCGCGGACGGGCGCUACGUGGUGCGCACGCCGCACCAGUCGGGGCACCGCGCGCCCGCGCCGCUGGACCCGCACCACCAGCUGCUGCAGCUGCAGCACGCGCUGGCGCUGUACGCCGCCACCGCGCACGCCACCGCCACCGCCAACGCCUCCGCCGCCGUCAGCGCCGCGCCCGGCGGCCCGCCCGCGCAGGCCUCGCCCAACGCGCUGCCGCCGCCGCCGCAGCACACCAACGCUGCCAAGCCGCUUCUCGUCGACACCCCCUGCAAUGAGGAGGACUAGACGAUGCAACGCGCCUCACAUAACGAACAUCGAUCGAUUUUAAUGCGAGUUCACGAUUUAGUUAAUAAGCGAUUUUGACAAUGAUGAUCGAUUACUCGAUAUUUUCUAACCGCCUUUUGGCGAAUGUAGCAUAAUGGAUGUAGAUUUAAAUAUGAUUAGGUAAGUUAUGAGGGGAUAAGGUGUCGUUUACUUAGGAUUCAGCGAAGGCUAUUGUUGGUUAUUCAGUAUCGGUAAUGUGAAUGUAUGUCAGCAUUUAAGUAGGUGUUGUGGUGUAUUGGGUGUUACGACGACCAGUGACGGAAACACAGGAGACGACCAGUAUAAUACGAGUGAACACGUCGUGUCGUAAUAGGUUAGGCGGUCUCGUCGAGAUCUAUAAAGUUAUCCGUAUAGGUGUGGGCUAUUUAUCGAAUCGAAUAGGGCUAGUAAGCAUGUUAUAUAUAUAUGUAAGAACUUCUGAAUGUAUAACGGUGUCAGCUCGUAUUGAUGUCAGGUUUAGGCAGGUGGUUAUUAUCCGGAACACGGCCGCUUUUAGCGUUUGAUUUAAUGUUUACGACCCGUGCAGUAUGCAGUAUCAUCCAGUAGCGCUAGGCGGACAUAGGCUACUCUCCGCUGGUACGUCAGGCAGGGCAGGUUGGCGAUGCGAACGCAGCCGAGUCAGCUGUCGACACGAGUGCAAGGUAAGGUCGGCGCGCGCGCUCCGCGCCGUCGACGACGCGUCGGUGACUGAUUUAGAGAAAACUCGUUCGAAAUUAAGCAAUAUGACGUCCCCUGGACUGUACUUAGAAUUACUUAAUUUAUUUUGAGAAUUAUAAAAUUUACACUUUUCAGAUACUUAUUGCUACUUAGACAUUUAGAUGUCCGCCUCUUUAAUCUAUAAAAAUAUACAGUAGAUAAUGGAAAGGCAUUUGUCUUAACGCAACCAGCGUUUUGCUCUUUAGGAUUGAUUUAAAAAGUACUUAAGCUCAAUCAUCUACCUCUUCACUUUUAUACGGGUUUUACAUAUUAGUUUAAAUUUUAAAUUAUACAAUUUUAUACAAGAAUGAAUACUCAGAAGCUUUACUCGAGUAAGGUGUCGUAGCGUAAGGAUUAGGUUAGCGUUAGGUUAGGAACUGGCGCGCCGGGGCGGCUCGCCGCGCAGGGUCCGGUGCGCCUCACUACCUCUAGUUAUUAUCGAAACUCAACUACCUCUUUACUUAGUUUACACGAUCGUUCGCUGUUAACGACUUUAAAUUAAUUACAAUUUAAUGGGCUCUUUUUGAGACUUGUCUGAAUAUAUUUUAUGAAUUGUUUUGUAACUUUGUUGCUCGUCGAAAGAUAACUAAUUCAAAAACAAAGAAGGAUAGGAUCGAGAAUCCGCUUUGUAUGUAUGACUCUGAUUUAAGUACAAAUUUUUACUAAUUUUAAUUGUUAUUUAGAUGACUUAGUUCUACGGGGCUCUAAUUUGUGUGGAUUUACUUAAUAUUGACAACUUUUAAUAAGUGUUAUUAUAGACCGUGUCAAAUUUUGAACAUUGAUGAAGUAAUCGAGUGGUUGUCUGAUGAGGAAUGUGUUCAGAUGGGACGGUUCCAGCUGGUAUAUCUGUGUGUUGCGGUCAGUCGAAUGGUGCUGGGAGCGCCCCAUGUGAACCUCGUCGUCAGUACUUGUGUGUUGAUCGUUUGGCACGCUCUAUCGUACCUGAUUACUGUCACUAAGCCAAAUAAUAUGGGCGAUAUACGUUAUUAUGAAACCGUGGCGAUAGUUAGUAUGUAAUUGUAAUUAUAAAUGUAUUAAUUGUAAGUUUAAUAUGUAUAAUAUAUUUUAGAGCAAUGACAAUAUACGUCAAUUAUAUAAGAUACGAUUUAUGAGUUGAUAUGUAUAAUGGCUAUCGUGAGGAGGUUUCCAUCUUUUGCUGUAAAUAUUGUUUAUUAUAAUCACGCAAUAUUUACCUCGCAUUUAUUAUCGCUCCUUAACUAUUUGCAAUUUUUUCGAUUUUGGAUGUUUGUAUGUUUCGAGGAUGGAGUCACGUGCUGUUUCUAUGUUUGCUCAUGUUGUUAAUAUUAUGAAUCUCGUAGGUAGUGCAUGAUAACCGUGUGUUGAUUGUUGACCCUACCGCCACGGCUUCGUCUUAUACCGCACAUCGAACACUCUGCUCCUAUUUUAAUCAACUAUCUACCUCAAAAACUCUAAAAAGUUAACUACUCAUAUACAAGUCUUAUAUAAUUAAUAGUGUAAUUUUAUACUUAUACCAUUUUAUCAUAGGAUUUUUAGUUCAUGUACGGGGUAUGUUUUUGUGAAAUCAUAUUAAAUUGUACUUACAAAUAA
Molecule: messenger RNA, 3833 nt
Organism: Helicoverpa zea (corn earworm)
Lineage: Eukaryota; Metazoa; Arthropoda; Insecta; Lepidoptera; Noctuidae
Product: modifier of mdg4-like
Exons: 5
Coding region: 186-1529 (447 amino acids)
Biological process (GO): regulation of transcription by RNA polymerase II
Cellular component (GO): nucleus
Molecular function (GO): DNA binding; protein binding
Source: RefSeq, a predicted model, not a curated record